Podarcis raffonei (Aeolian wall lizard) is the source of this 2741-nucleotide messenger RNA. RefSeq names its product homeobox A2 (gene HOXA2). The record is from RefSeq and is a predicted model, not a curated record. NCBI's taxonomy places the organism in Eukaryota, Metazoa, Chordata, Lepidosauria, Squamata, Lacertidae. Gene Ontology annotation, biological process: regulation of DNA-templated transcription. The transcript has 3 exons. Bases 1232 to 2377 code for a protein of 381 amino acids. Gene Ontology annotation, molecular function: DNA binding; DNA-binding transcription factor activity, RNA polymerase II-specific.
CCCAGCCUUCCUCAGCCCCUGAUCCAUAUUGUGGGAGUUUAUUUGCUUGAAAUAAAAAAGGGGUUUUGUUGCUUUUUUUGCUUAAAAAAAAUCACCUUUAAAAACAUUCUCUCUCUCUUUAUUUUUUUGCUUAGCUUCACUCCACCUGAAGAUGUAAUGGUCAGUUUAUUGUUUUAAGCGCUUCCAAGCUCUGCUCAGGAUUCUGCUCUGAAAUCUAACAAGGACUCCAGGUAGCGGAUGGAGCACUUUCGGGCUUCACUGGAAUGUAUAAAUAUAGAAAGAGAGCUCUUCCACCCCACCCCUCUCGCCUUGCAGAAAGCCCUCUUCCAAAAAAAAACCCGGAGGAUGCGCGGCCUUUUUCCUGGUUUGCUUUGAAGAAGAGGAAACCUUCGCCUCGUUCCCACCGUGUCCUUCUGGGUCAAUCUUCUCUCCUCCAGCGCUGUCCACCCCUCCCCUCAUUUACCUUUUUUUAAAAAAAAUAAAUGAUAAUAAUAAUAGUAAUUGAGGCGAUUAAAGAGCUAUCCUGUCCAAACCAUCGGCAUCGCGGAAUGAAUGAGCAAAUCGAAUAAACCGUGCGCUCCAAAACGAGAUGGUAAGGGCAGAAACGGAUAGUCAGUUCCACAGUCCUUAGAGCUCUUUGGUUUAAUCUGCAUCCUUAUUGUGGUUUUGUUUCGUUUUUUUUAAUCCCUGACAUUGACUUUUGACAUAUUUCACUGGAAUCGAGAGGGGGGAAAAUUCUCGCCGGACCCCAUUUUAUUGGGGCUACGGAAAGAAAAUGCGUCAGCUGAUUCCAGUGUCGUUUGUGUGAAUGCUCUGGAUGUUGUUUUGUGACACCCUCCCCGCUUUUCUUUCCUCUUUUGAUCGGAACCUGUGUUUACAGUCCCAGGGUCUAAUGGAAAUCUGUAUCUCCUCUGAACCGUCCGCUUCUGUCAAGACAACUGCGGGGAGAAAGUAGCGACCCAGCAGCCUGCGUGCUCUUACUCUUCCCCUAGGAGCGAAGCUGCUGGAGAAAUUCCUUCGACACAAUGGAUGGAGGCAGGGACCGGCGGCCAAUUGUUCUCCAUACUGUACCCUCAGCUGAAACGGGGAGAGAAUUGCGGGGGGAAAGGAUGCCAGGUCGUGAUCGAGGGGGAGGAAACCCCAACCUUGCCGUCCUUUAUUUUUUUCUUAAGGAAGUGAAGCGCUAAAUAAGAGGGAACUUUUUCUCCAAGGGGGCUGCGAGUUGAAGGCCAUGAAUUUCGAAUUUGAGCGAGAGAUUGGUUUUAUCAAUAGUCAGCCAUCGCUCGCUGAGUGCCUGACAUCUUUUCCCCCUGUCGGUGAUACAUUUCAAAGUUCAUCAAUCAAGAACUCGACGCUUUCACACUCGACACUGAUUCCUCCUCCUUUUGAGCAGACCAUCCCCAGCCUGAACCCAGGCAGCCACCCUCGCCACAGCAGCAGCAGCCGCCCCAAGCACAGCCCCAAUGCCAGCAGCGGCAGCCCAGUGCCAGCCGGCGCCCUCCAGCCUCCGGAAUACCCCUGGAUGAAGGAGAAAAAAGCCUCCAAGAAAACUGUCCUGCCGCCUCCUUCGGCCUCCGCCACUGGACCAGCCUGCCUGAGCCACAAAGCAGAAUCUCUGGAGAUUUCCGAAAAUGGGACCGGGGGCUCCAGGAGGCUGAGGACUGCUUAUACCAACACGCAGCUCUUGGAGCUGGAGAAGGAAUUCCAUUUCAACAAGUACCUCUGCAGACCAAGGCGGGUGGAGAUCGCCGCUCUCCUGGACCUGACCGAGAGGCAAGUCAAGGUGUGGUUUCAGAACAGGAGGAUGAAGCACAAGAGGCAGACCCAGUGCAAGGAGAACCAGAACAGCGAAGGGAAAUUCAAAGGCUUGGAGGAUCCCGAGAAACCAGAAGACGACGAGGAGGAGGAGGAAGAGGAGGAGGAGGAGGAGAAAUCCCUCUUCGAGCAAGCCCUCAACAAUGUCUCAGGCGCGCUUUCGGAAAGGGAAGGCUACACUUUUCAGCAGAAUGCACUAGCGCAACAGCAGGCUGUCACUGUCCACAAUGGAGAGUCCCAAAGUUUCCCAGUUUCGCCUUUAACGAGCAAUGAGAAAAAUCUGAAACAUUUUCAGCAUCAGUCACCCACUGUUCCCAACUGCCUGUCAACAAUGGCCCAGAACUGUGCAGCUGGCCUGAACAAUGACAGUCCUGAGGCCCUGGAGGUGCCUUCUUUACAGGACUUCAGCGUUUUCUCCGCAGAUUCCUGCCUACAGCUCUCCGACGCCGUCUCCCCCAGCCUGCCAGGGUCCCUCGACAGCCCUGUAGAUAUUUCAGCUGACAGCUUUGACUUUUUUACAGAUACACUCACCACAAUUGACUUGCAGCAUCUGAAUUACUGAGACCAACUUUUUCGAAAAGGGUUAUUUUCCCCCUCUCCUUUUCCUUUUUUGGGGGAGCGGGAGGGGGAGGGGGAUGACUUGAUUUAAUUUCUUUCCCUUUUCCUGGUCAGUAUUUUCCUGAUUAUUUUUAUUUUUCCUUCUCGGUGUGUUGGAGAGCUUAUUUUGCCGUUUGCCUAUGACAUUUUUAGUUGUGUCCGGUUCUAAACCUAGUCCCAUUCUAGGUCCUUCUAUGAAAAGCAAUAUAUAAGGCCUGUAAGAAAGUGAUCAUAUCAAAAUUGUAUCUUCACUUUCUUUUUAUUUUUGUAUUACAUUAGGAUGCGUUGUCAUAAGUAUUUUUGGUAGAAUAAAUUCUUGUUUGCUACAA